Molecule: messenger RNA, 613 nt
Organism: Drosophila teissieri
Lineage: Eukaryota; Metazoa; Arthropoda; Insecta; Diptera; Drosophilidae
Exons: 2
Coding region: 77-613 (178 amino acids)
Source: RefSeq, a predicted model, not a curated record
CUAGCAGACAUGCACAGUUUAUCAUUUCGGGUGUUUUGAUUUUGUUCAGAAUUCUUGGUCUUCUUCCAGGAAAGUUAUGUCCCUGGGGCCAGAAGUCGCUUCCUCGAGAACUCCCAAGUACUGCUACUUUUUCAAGACCCUGCUGGUGGAGGAACUUGAGCUGGAAACCUCCUAUCACAACCUGCAUUACGGGCAGUGCGCAGUAAUUGGACGGCUAGCGUUCAAGUCGAAUCAAUACCGGCUGGAAAACGUGCGCGUUAAGUGUCUGCCAAAGAAGUACUCCUUGGACGAGGGCACCAUAUCCGUGCUUAUUCUGGGUCUUACCCAUGACAAAAUCGUCAAACAGCGCGUGAGUGCCGGCCGCUAUUGCAUUGUGCGCGGUGAAGUGGUGCUUCAUAAUGUGCAGAAUCCCAAAGGUCCCAAGCUGACCGCCGGCGGAGUAUACGACAAGAUCAACAGCCUGUCCAACAAUCCGUUGGCCCAAGCACAGUAUCUCACCGCCCUACGUGCCACCUACAGACCGGCCAUCGAUUUGUGGUACAUCCAGGUGAUCGACAGAGCCGAGGACUUUCUGACUCGCCGUCUGGAGAUGAGAAGUCUGACCGAGAAAUGA